UGGAAGAGAAGCCGACCUAUUACAUUCUGAUGCCGGGAGAAAAGUCCACGAGCUUCCAACAGUUCGUUAGUGGUCUUGCUGAUGAUAUCAUGUCAGACCAACUUCCAGAAGGUCAAACGCCGGUUGUUGGAAUGGACCCACCGGCCAUGUUCAUUCCCUCGGCCCAACGGGUUCUCUUCCGUGUGAUCAAUAUGGUCAUCGACAUGAUCGACGUCGGAUUCUGCCCCAAGAAGCUUCACGAAGAUAACAUAGUAAUCACCGAGUACUUUGAGAUUGCAAAGCUGCUGAUGGACAAUCUGGAGCCGAGCUCGGAUGAAGCCGUAGAAAGAUGUGUCAAAGCUCUAGGUGAGAUGUUAGACAGGGUAGUUACUGAGGCAAGCAAGAUUUACAUGGGCAACAAGCGUGCGAAUCCCGAGUUCAGGUGUCUGCUUGGGGUGCUGGAGAAUUACGAGCGUGGUGAUGACCUUUACUUGGCGAGAUUUCCAGCAUGCUUUUGUCCACUGGCCAACCGGACCAGCCUGUAUGUGAGUAUGUAUGAUUUUAUCAUCAGUAUCCUCAAGUUCGCUGACCAACAAGCAUACAGCCAUGUGGUGGCCGAGCUAGAUUGCCCACCGGGCUGGCCUGACGCACUGCAAAAUAACACCCAGGUGGCCAAGGCCUACAAGAGGGGCUACUAUGAUCCCACUGCCAAGGAUAAGAGGACGGACCCUCGUCUCGAUCCGCUCCGUGCCCCCCGCAACGGUCAUGCGCAUCCUUACGACGACACCUUCGACCCUAACGCGUAUCAUGGCAUGACAGUAACCAGGGAACAAAUUGCACACGCCUUCUACUACGCGUCGCCGUGGCUUACUUGUCAAAUGCAAGUAAGCUUGCACUACCUGGGAGAGCUCCGCCACCUCAAGACAGAGUUACUCUUCGCCCACGGGAUCGAGCAGAAGGCAUGCACUAGGAAGAAAUAGAUGCAGAUACCUCGUUCACAAAAACUAGAUUAGGCC
This is a messenger RNA of Lolium perenne, 995 nucleotides long. The record is from RefSeq and is a predicted model, not a curated record. Lineage: Eukaryota; Viridiplantae; Streptophyta; Magnoliopsida; Poales; Poaceae.